AUGAAGAAGUAUGUGACCAAGGAGAAAGAGAAAAGCCUCACGGUCGAUGCAGGCUGGUACACCGAGCAGGAGAUGAAGGACAAACUGGGGUAUGAUGCGAAGACAAUCAAGAAGAUCGUGGACUACACUGCCAAGAAUUUGAGCGUGCUGCAGCGGAAAUGGAAGUACGAUGAGACGAUUAUCCAACACUGGGUGGAAACCAGUUGGUCGGGUCAGCUUGUGCACAAAGACAAUGAGAAGUCCGUCCAUGAAGAAGAACAGGAAGCCAAGGACACCCCGAACCCCAGCCUGAGCUUCGAGAACGGUGGCAACCAAACAAAUCCGGGUAGCGCCGCCGCUGGUGCCAAUGAAGGAGAUGAUCCAAGAGCGGCCCUGGAAAGGGCAUGGUCGGAGAUGUUGAGCAAGACCAACAAGCUUCGUGACAAUGUCAACUUAUUGCAGAACUGUGACAUGAGUGAUGUUCAGAAAAGGCAUGCUGAUUCUAUGCUGAAGCACGCGGAUGCUAUGGAGCAGCACUACGAUAAGAUGUCAAUGCUCAAGGCCACCGCCAACAUCCGUCUUUCGGAAAAGCUGAAGGAUGAGAUCAUGAUUGCCCUCGAUGCGGCUUCUGUUUUGACUCUGGCUUCAAUUAAUGGGCCACUAAUGAGCCGAAUACCAAGCCUGGCCCUGUUCCUGCUGGGCCUGUUCCUGGGUCGGGGCCUGGACCGGGGGCCUAGAUCUGUUUUCGCCAGCGGAACACAUCUGAAUGUUUGUGAGUACCACUUACUUCGGUCAAUUUGGGAGGAUGGGCCAGGAAGCUGCGAGGCAGCUCGUCAGAGGUCUCUGGGACCCCCGAACUCCGGCGACCUCCUGAAGUUUGCUAGCAGCAACAUGGCUGAUCAUGGCCAACAGGCUGUACCUGCUGUGCAUUGGAAGUAUCACAAGUACUUUGAUGCCGAGAUCCGUGCCCUACCCCGGCUAUGUGAACUGUGGCAUCAACUCUUAGCGAACAAGCAGAUCUUCAAGAUUGCACUUCCUGAUACAUCCUUGCCCAAGUCGCCGGGCGCAGUCUUUCGGGCUGCAGAGCAGAUGAUGGAUGUCGUUCUCACUGGUACUUCCGUGGCGGCUUACAAAAUCGGUUUCACCCAUGCCACUGGCAAGACCGUCUCUGCCUUCGCUCGUGCAAGCUGCUCUAGAGAGCGUGGCCAAGAUGCAGUACUGGAUAGUCUGGCGAAGACAUCAGAGAACAGAUUGGAGGACAAGAGCCACGAAGUGUUCAAGCACUAUGGGCUGGCCCUCGACAUCCCCAUAUCCUACGUGGACGUUGGUGAUGCGAAGAAGAAUAUGCCGUGGAUCAAGCCGACUGAUUUAUUCCAACAUCUAGCUGAUUUGGGCAAACUUGACUUGCUGUAUGCAGAGCAGGAUACGAGCGUCUUGACACAGCUCCCUCGGCCUAUUUCUGGAGUGCAAUGGUUCUGGGCAAGGUUUGCCGUUCUGGAACCUGGGAAUACAAUCAAUGAUUGCUUCGACUCCGGACUCUGCGUGCCAGAGCGAACAAUCCCACUGCUACUUCACGGCGACGAGGCUCGGAGCAAGAAACACCUACCGAUGAUGGUCGCCAACACACAUGCAAUGAUCGGCUAUGGAUGCAAGGCUUACAAGAACUGGUUCGCCGAGGCUCCUCUCUCGAAAAAGCAAGCUGGUGGUGUGAAUCUUGAAGGCGCCGUUCAGAAGACUCGCUUUUUGCACUUCGUCAUGCAGAAAAAAGACUACGGCGAGGACGCCCAGCACCUGGACAAAAUGUUCGACGCCUUGGCUAUCGACUUGGCGAAGCUGCAGACGGAGGGCAUCAAGGUGAACGGCGAGAGGUGGCACCUUGUCGUGAUAGCGGCUGUCGGAGAUUGGCAAUUCUUUGCCAAAGUGGGACACCUCAAUCGAUGCUACACUCACGUGUCCAAGCGAUCUGGCCAGAAAACACUUAAUGGGAUUUGCCACCUGUGCCUUGCAGGCACGCAUGGCUGCCCUACCUGGGAAGACUUCGUGGAUUCGCCGACUUGGAGACCGACUUGCGGCACACUGGAGCCGUGGGAGCAGACGCCGUCGCUGAUUCGCCGACUUCAUGUCAACGUUGCGAACAGGGUGUCCUUCUUCCAACCUGAUUUCUGGCACUGCUUGCACCUGGGCGCAGGCAAGAAUCUGGUUGCCAGUGCUGUUGCUGAAUGGCUCCGUGUGGUGCCCGGUGCCAACAUUGGCGAGCGCUUCUGCUUCAUAGAUGAUGCUGCACAGGCAUGGCUCCGCAGUCGCAACGAUAAGUUGUAUUGCAAAUGCAUCUCUGCUGUGACAAUGGGCAUCGACAGUUUGCAGAAAGUGCCAAACGCUGGAUGGCAGAAGGCCAGCGACACCACGCUGCUCUUGGAGUUCCUUGAACACUUUUGCAGUGUGAACGCAGGCCUUGCAAAUGCUGAUCCGAUCCUGCGCUGGACGUGGGUGGCUGCCUCGAACAUCAACCUCGCCGUGCGUAUGUUGUAUCGGGGCGGUCUCUGGCUGGAUCAGAGCACGGCACACACGGUGGCCCGCUGCGGACUUAAUUUCUUGAAAUCUUACGGGCACCUUGUGGCGAUGACGUUGGCGGCGGACAGGGACAGGUUCCCUGUAACACCCAAAUUGCAUAUUUUGCACCACUUGUUUUUGCACUUGCAAGAAAAUGCUUCAAGAUGCUCCUGGACACUAUCCUUUCUUGGCUAUUCAGUGCAACAAGAUGAAACUUUUGUUGGCAUACAGGGCAGAGCGAGCAGAAGAGUUGGACCCCAGCAUGCCGCUCUCCGUGUUCUGCAACGCUAUCUGGCGGACGCAGCAGAGCACUUGACGCCGGAGUUCCGCUUGGCCGCCAAAAAAUUCGAAGGGGCCGAGGGCCCAGAGCAAACCCGAAGCCUGAAACGCCCUCGAACCCACCACUGGUAG
This is a messenger RNA of Symbiodinium sp. CCMP2592, 2940 nucleotides long. The record is from the annotation of a GenBank genome assembly. Lineage: Eukaryota; Dinophyceae; Suessiales; Symbiodiniaceae.